Messenger RNA from Guillardia theta CCMP2712, 573 nucleotides. RefSeq lists its product as hypothetical. NCBI's taxonomy places the organism in Eukaryota, Cryptophyceae, Pyrenomonadales, Geminigeraceae. The coding region runs from base 1 to 573 and encodes 190 amino acids. The transcript has 7 exons. Gene Ontology annotation, cellular component: endoplasmic reticulum. The record is from RefSeq and is a predicted model, not a curated record.
AUGGAGAAGCUUUUCAGUUGUGGUAUCAUCGUCUUGAUUUCCUGCAUAGCCGUCGGAUAUGCUGAGAAGCAGCCGCAACCGCACCUUCUCAUCCAGAAGUCUGUGCUUGUAAGCCGACCCUUUGCUGGCAAGGACAUUCCUUUCCAGUAUCGCCUCUUCAACAUCGGAUCCGGCCCUGCAUACGAUGUCACCCUGGAGGACGACUGGUCGGCUGAGGAGUAUUCCGUCGUGUCAGGGAUGGUGUCGGGGAGCUGGCCUCAGAUCCCAGCAGGAGGAAACGUCACCCACAUCGUUGUGUUGAAGGCCCACUCCUUCGGCUACAAGUCCAGCACCCCUGCCAAGGUCACCUACAAGGCAACGCAGGAUGCCGCUGAUGUGCAGGUGGGUUAUUCCAACGAUCUGGGAUUGAUCCCUGUCCUUUCUCACAAGGAAGACAACAAGCUCUCUGCCCCGCACAUUACUGAAUGGCUCUUGUUCAUUGCUAUGGCUGCGGGUCUUGGCUUCUUGCCUCUUUUCCUAUUCAGACCACAGGUCAGCGCUGAUGCUGGCAAGAAGAAGGUCAAGUCAAACUAA